CAAAUCCAGACAAAAGGAUCCGCGGCGGCGCGCACUGAGCCGAGCAUCUGAGCACCUUUGGAGACACCACGGGUUUGAACCGUAGCGCAAGAACGCACCGGCACACCGACACGCACGCCCUCCAGGUCCACCUGAAACCUUCAAGCCGGUUAAUUGACCUGUUGGAAGGCCGAGGAAAGAGAGUCUGAGCCCCGGUUCAAUCGCAGCCAGAACACCGUGUUCCCAUGAUGUCAUACCUGUGGAUUCUGCUAUUAGGAAGCCUCCUGGCGGCAAGCGCCAAGGCACAAGACGAAGUAGCCCCAACAGAGGAGGCAGUCGCUCUUGAGACCCCAGCCCCUGAAGCAGAUGCACCAGAGGUCAAUGAAGAAACCGCAGAUGAUGAUGAAACUGACCAUACAGCCGGGGAAAUACCAACUGAUCCUGAGCCUGAGGCCAAACCUGAGCCCGAGACUGAGACUGAGCCUGAGGCCAAACCUGAGCCUGAGACUGAGACUGAGCCCGAGCCUGAGGCCAAACCUGAGCCCGAAACUGAAACUGAGCUUAAACCUGAGCCCACUGCUGACCAUGAAGAUGGAGCCGAUGAACCAGUGACUCCUGCGGUUGAAGAUGCAGAGCCAGCGACACCUGCACCUGAGGAACCAGAACCAGCAGACACUGAGGCAGAAGCAGCUGCAACACAAGAGCCUGCAGCUGAUCCAGAGGUUAAGGAUCCAAAGGCUGAGGAACCAACAGCUAAUGGAGAGGAGGAAGUUACCUCAAGCAUUGGUGCAACACCUGCUCAGGAGGAGGGUGGACCUGAAGCCACACCUGCAGCAGAUCCAACUGUAGCAGAUGAGGAAACACUUGCUGAUCCAGCUGGUGAUGAAACUGUAGUACCACAAGUAGAGGUCCCUGUCCCUACAAUAACAGAAGAUAUUGUUGCUAAGGUGAAUGCAGAUGUAGGAUUUAACCUGGAAGAUGCUCUGGCAGGAAAAGAGAAUGCAGUGAACAGCCAAGGACGGAGCCGUUCUGGGGCACAUGCUGCUGGCGCCAUAGGAAAUGUAGACAAACCUAAACCCAACGAGGCCAGGUCCAGCCCUUUAGUAGGCAUCCUGGUUGCAGUUUGUUUGUCUGUAGUGGGAGCAAUCGUUGGAUACUUCACCUUUCAGCAGAAAAAGCUGUGCUUCAAAAAUAGACAGGAAGCAGAUCCAGAAGCUGCACGCAAAGCGGAUACAGCCGAGGCUCAGGCAGAUCCCCAAGUCCUAAGCAACCUGCUGAACUCCUCCUAGACCAGCAAUGAUCGCAUGACUGCCUAGACCAACUACUGGCAAGCAAAGUGGCAAUCUCACUGUUAGGCUCUAUCUUUUGCAGAGCUAAAUUACUGUGAGGCCCCAGAGUAGGGCUGUGUGUGCAUGUGUAUGUAUGUAUGUGUGUAUGUUGGUCUGUGUGAACCUGUGCGUGUCUGUAUGUGUGUUUGU
This is a messenger RNA of Perca flavescens (yellow perch), 1457 nucleotides long. Its product is annotated as proteoglycan 4. The record is from RefSeq and is a predicted model, not a curated record. NCBI's taxonomy places the organism in Eukaryota, Metazoa, Chordata, Actinopteri, Perciformes, Percidae. The transcript is spliced from 12 exons. The coding region runs from base 225 to 1268 and encodes 347 amino acids.